Molecule: messenger RNA, 2139 nt
Organism: Oryzias latipes (Japanese medaka)
Lineage: Eukaryota; Metazoa; Chordata; Actinopteri; Beloniformes; Adrianichthyidae
Product: protein NEDD1
Biological process (GO): microtubule nucleation; mitotic cell cycle
Cellular component (GO): centrosome; ciliary basal body; cytoplasm
Molecular function (GO): gamma-tubulin binding
Source: RefSeq, a predicted model, not a curated record
GUUUCCCAAACGCAAAUGAACCACAGAAGAAGAAGAAGUGGAAGGAGGAAACUGUUUUGUCCCUCCUGGCUCUCCGUAGAGUGGAGUCGGUUUACUGGCUGGGGAAAAAAGUACAUUUUCAUCUCUCGCCUCCCUCUUUUUGGCCCGGCCAUCAUGGAGGAGGUGACUCGCCUGGUGUCCACCGGAGACUGUGUGAAGCUCUGGGAUGCGGUUACCAUGGCGCCGCUGGAGCAGUUCAAUCCCCACAUCAGCAGCAGCCCCGUGGCUCAGGCCUGCUGGAGCUCCAACAACCAGUACCUGGUGAGCGCCAGCAGCAGCGGAGACAAGCUGGUGGUGUCCAGCCUGAAGCAGGCCCCCGUUCCGGUGGUGGAGCUGGCGGAGGGGAAAAAGCAGACUCGCGUGGCUCUGAGUUCAUCCUUCCAGUUCCUGGUCAGUGGAGGUCUGGAUCACUGCGUCCACAUCUGGGACCUGAAGACGUCGCGACUCCACCGUUCCCUCAAAGACCACAAGGAGGAGGUGACCUGUGUGACUUUCAAUGCCAGCGACAGCCGCAUCAUCUCAGGCUCCACCAGCGGUGAGCUGGUUAUCCACAGUCUGACCACCAACCUGUCCAGCCAAGCAUUCGGCCACGGCAGCGAGCACCCCAUCCACGACCUCAGGCUGUCCACAGUGAAGCGCUCCCUGCUGGGGACCGUCUCAGACAGCGGCGCCGUGGUUCUGUGGGACUCGAACACCCAGAAGGAGCUCCAUGCCUUUUAUGGGGCCCACAAAGCUCCAGCCUCCGGCGUGGCCUUCUCCCCCACCAAUGACCUGCUGGUGGUCAGCGUGGGUCUGGACAAGAAGAUCGUCUGCUAUGACACGGCCAGCAGGAUAGUCCUGCGCUCCAUCCGCGUAGAGAGUCCUUUGACCUCCGUGGAGUUCACUCCGGACGGCACCGGUCUGGUGGUCGGCUCCACGCAGGGGAAGAUCUAUCAGUACGACCUGAGGAGCUCCAGCGCCCCCGUGAGGAUCACUGUGGCUCACAGAACGUCAGUCACCUGCCUACGCUUUCAGAGCAGCUCCGGCAGAAGCAAGUCCAGUAAACUGGGAUCAACCAAGAUCUCCUCAAAGAGAGCCAGCUCCUCAGUGUCCAGCAGCAGCCAGCCAGAUGCUGACCCCAGCAGAGGCCCCGCCCCCCUCAGACAGGCUACCAGCACAGGGGAGGCUGCAGGUAUGGAGGCGCCGUGUCCAGAAGCAGGUCAGAAAAGUGUGGAGCCUCCUGCUGGUGCAGAGAAGUUCAGCGGCGUUGGAAGGAACAGUCUGGACAUGUUCUCUCCUCUCCGUGAAGUUGCGAGUUUGGAGAAGCUGCCCGGAGAAGGGGGGGGUCCGCAGCUUACCGGCCGCGGUAGUCUGGACGUUUUUUCUCCAGUCAGAGAAGACCCUCUUUCAAGCUCGCAGCGCAGAACUCCACUGGGAACCCAGACACCCUCCGGGGGGCGCUAUUACAGCCCUCUGUCAGUCUUCCAGUCACCGCUGCCAAUCAAAGAGGAGGAGCCAAUCAGCUCCGCGGGUGCAGAAGCUCCCAGGAAGGUGAGCUCAGGCAGCAGCCCCAGCCUGGAGGCAGAGGGGGCUGGGACACUCGCCACAUCCCAGCAGACCAACCACAGUCAGCCGGCGGCACCCUUCUUUACUCCAGAGGCCGGUCUUCAGAGAGCCAACGGCAUUCAAACGCAGCUCAGCAGCGACUCGCCUGUCUACAGAAGCCCCCCCUCUGCAGCAGGUUCAGGUCCAGUUCCGACCUCGCUUUCCCAGAGCAUCGCUGAGGUGGUUGGACAGGGGGGGGCCGCUCCCCUGUCCUCACUGCAGAUCCAACUCAUCCAGAACAUGAUCCAUGAAACCGUGGAAGAGUGCAGAGACGCCUGUCACAAGGACAUCAUCAACCUGCAGAUAGAAAUGAUCCGGCAGUUCUACAUCCUGCUGGUGGAGAUCCAGGGGCUCAUGGAGAAAUACUCGGUCAACGAGUCUCUGGUACAAGAGAUUGAGAGGCUGCAAGAGGAGAACCGUCGGCUUAGAACCAACUACUGAAGGCCUGCAGACUGUUCUUGUUCGGAGUGUGUUCAAUUUAGAAUAAAUGUAAAAAAUAAAACAUUUUCAUUCUCA